AUGGCCGUCGUUCGGAGGCAAAUUUUAGUCUUAAUUCAACUUUUUAUAGUGUUUUCAGCCGACGGACAAACAAACCAGAGUCUUACAGAUACUGGAAGUAGUUCAGGCUGUAUUUGUGACCUGGUUGUGAAUGGCUGCGAUCCAAAUUGCUGUUGUGAUGCUGACUGCUCUGCUACAGAUAAAGAAGCAUUUAUCGAAUGUGCAGAAUCCAAGAAUGUUAUUUCUGAUGACCGGAUUUGUGUUUCGGAUCAAAUGAUUUUCAUCAAAAAUGUUCCGUUUGCCACAAAGAACACAGGAGAUGGAUUGUUCUGUAUUUAUCACAAUAACAACAAAGACCAAGAACAAUAUUCCGAUGUCAAUGUUGUUACAAAUAAUGAAGAUUUUAUACAAAGUGUAAAUGCCAGAAACUUUUAUUCCUAUGAGAAGGACAAUACUGAUGGUGAUAGUGUUGUCAAUGAGCAUUAUAAGGUUGGGGACAAAAUAAUUCUUGUGCUCGCAAAUCAGGUUAAGGGAUAUCUAGCACUUCCAACUACAUUUGAAUCUUCAAGUUGUAAUGACAACAACGCUGCAGGCUACUUUCAGGAUGACCUGACUGAAUGUGUGAGAAGUUUCUCAAAACUAUCUUCGCAGUGUUCUGAAAUGACCACAUUAUCGGCUGCUAGUUACUACAGAAAUUUUCAAGUUGCAAUGACGCCGAAAGCGAUCACUUUGCCGGAUCUUAAUACAACUUCCAACUCCAGUGCAAUACGUGAAAUUUACAACACAUCGUUGUUUUUCACACCUGAGUUGUCGUCUUUACUGUGCCGUGAAGAUACUGGAGUGUUGAAUCAAUGUGGUUUUACUGUCCCUCCUGUGCCGUUGUACAACGUGACCACAAAAUCUUGUGAGAAUGUUGUGACAGAGGUCUCUUACACAUUUACUUACUCCAAUGAAAGUUCAAACUUGGAGCGGCUAAAAGUCGCAUUUGUUCUUGCAAAUAUUCGGGAAAAUUUCGUGCAAAAAUUUUCUAUCAAAUUUCUAAAGGAAGGAAAACAAGAGACCUUUAGAAAGUCUGGAAAUCCUGGUUAUUUGGUGGAUCAGCCAGUAAUGGCGGGCCUUCUCCAAACGCAGUCCGCAACUGAUAAGAAGGCAAUUAUUCUGAGCACAAACUCCAAAGAAUGGCUGACACUUCCAAAGGCAUCGCUUGAUGGGUCUUGUAGCUACGGAGUUAACGAUAGAUUAUCAGUGACGUUUAAUAUGAACGUUAGAUCUGGUUGCCUCAUAAGGCUCAACCAAUCGUCGGACUGUUCCUACCUUCAGGACAUCGUCUACCAAGCGCUACUUGGCAUCAAUCCUCCAGACUAUGUUGCCACUUUUGGAAAUUCAGAUGUCAAGAUUGUGGCUGACUGGGUGAAAAUUAUCAAUAAGCCCACGAAUUCGCCCAGUGGCGGUGAUGGUGUGUGCUCGGGUAUGGUACUUGGCAUGCAUAUUGAAAUUUUGUUUGCAAACGUUGGUUAUUUGGCCAACCCUCAAGCUAAGAUUGUCGGUGUCCGUUUCAAGUAUGAACCCGCUCAAACAAUAACAUACCAGUGUACUGGUCAAUUCUGCUCAGGCGGUGGUUCGUCCAGUAACUCUAUUGAGGUCGUCUCAUCCGCGUCAUUCAUCGACGUGUCGAAGCCGCCAAUAUCUGAUCAAAAAUCUCUACCGGAAUUUCAGUCCAAAGCACCUUCGGAUUUCUUUCAUCCGUUUCUCUGAUGUGAAGUUGGAAUCACGUGAGUUGC
Messenger RNA from Dendronephthya gigantea, 1760 nucleotides. Its product is annotated as tectonic-3-like. The coding region runs from base 1 to 1734 and encodes 577 amino acids. The record is from RefSeq and is a predicted model, not a curated record. The transcript has 14 exons. Gene Ontology annotation, biological process: cilium assembly. Lineage: Eukaryota; Metazoa; Cnidaria; Anthozoa; Malacalcyonacea; Nephtheidae.